Messenger RNA from Etheostoma spectabile (orangethroat darter), 1016 nucleotides. RefSeq lists its product as uncharacterized. The transcript is spliced from 5 exons. Gene Ontology annotation, biological process: T cell costimulation; cell surface receptor signaling pathway; immune response. Lineage: Eukaryota; Metazoa; Chordata; Actinopteri; Perciformes; Percidae. Bases 54 to 1016 code for a protein of 320 amino acids. The record is from RefSeq and is a predicted model, not a curated record. Gene Ontology annotation, cellular component: external side of plasma membrane.
UGUACUUUAUCUGACAGCACUCAAAGUGGUAAUGUCGCCUUGGUAAGAGCGUAAUGUUGAAGAUAUUUUUAUCUGAGAUGCAUCACAGCUUCAUAGCGAAGAAAUGGGGAUGGGCGCAACAGAUGCUUCUCUACUUUUGGGUUUCAGGUACUCACUCCUUGGUCACAGUCCACCAGCCCCCUGUGCUUACCACUGCUCUGGGUCAAGACGUCAUCAUGCCGUGCCAUCUCAACAUUUCCCACGAUGAGAAAAUGGUGACCCCACCCGUUCUGUAUUGGGUGUUCUUAACACAGGACGGCACUGACAAUACCAGACUGUGGUUCCCCUCUGAGAAAUAUGAUGGACGUGUUGAGCUUCUGGACAAUAACCCGAACAUUUCAAUCAAGUCCAUACUCCUCAAGAAUGUCCAGUGGGCCGACAGUGGGAAGUACCAGUGCAAAGUCUCCGUCAUCACAGAGGGGGAUCGUUUCAGGAGGAAAGGAAAUAACACUUUACUGAUGGUAUAUGAUACCGUGACCUUAAACCUCACCGGUCACAAUGACUCUCUGCUCGGGUGUAAAGUAAACGUAACCUGGGAUCCCGGAUUUGUUUUGUCCAUUUUUCAUGAUGGGUCCAAACUCCAACCUGUUGACACAGCCCCAGGACAUGCUGACGCAGCUCUUCCCUACGUCACACUCUCUGAGACCGUGUCUCUGAGGAGCAAAGGAAAAUAUGAGUGUCAGCUGCAAUUGAACGAAGAUUUGGUGACAAAAAGCAUCUUCAACUACCACGUGCCUGGUAAUAAUCUCCCACCUGAUCUUGAUCUAGUUUUCACCCGCGAGCUGCCAGUCCUCAGAACACACUAUGGUGCGGUAGCAGAAGAAAAUGGUUUGCUAACAUUUCCAACAACUGUCACUGAGACAGGUGUGAUGGUGGUUCCAGAGCCAUGGUCCCUGUAUAUGGCUCUCCUCCUGGUGCCCAUCAUUAUCCUGCUGGGACUCACAAGUGCCUUGCUGAUGCUGAUGUACAGAAGCUGA